GCUUUUUAGAUCCCAAAUGAACAUGUUUUUCGUUAGCCUGUUGGUUGCCUAUCAAUUUUUAGUAUAAUAUUUAUCUAAACCUUUGUUUUUUUGUUUGUUUGUUUUGUUGGUUUUUUGCUCUUACCAAAUUAUGUGUGCUGCCAACAAAUAUUGCUGUGGGCUUGAUCUUAAAUACGGAUGCUAUUUUCUCUCCCUUUGGAAUGUGAUAUUCGGUAUAUAUUAUGGUUCUAUUGCUUUGAAAAUAUAUUCAUCAGACGAACACGACAUAAUUGUAACAACUAUUUAUUUCCUGUGCGCUAUUUUAUCGAUAGCUGGCGGCAUUUGCCUGCUAGUUGGAAAGUUCAAGAUGAAACCGAUACCAAUGAAGAUUGGACUUUGCUUUGGAUUUCCUUUGGCUUUUUUGGCGUUCCUAUUCAUUUUUCCAAUACUCAUACAGAUAUAUCAUACUGUUGUCGUGUGUACAUUUAUUUCUGUGGAGUUCACUGAGCCUGAUAUCACAACUCAAACCAUCUGACAUCUAUAAUAUUAUUAAGUGACAAAAAUACAAUUUGUUUGACUUUA
Drosophila willistoni is the source of this 561-nucleotide messenger RNA. RefSeq lists its product as uncharacterized. The record is from RefSeq and is a predicted model, not a curated record. The coding region runs from base 131 to 514 and encodes 127 amino acids. The transcript is spliced from 4 exons. NCBI's taxonomy places the organism in Eukaryota, Metazoa, Arthropoda, Insecta, Diptera, Drosophilidae.